Molecule: messenger RNA, 4018 nt
Organism: Annulohypoxylon truncatum
Lineage: Eukaryota; Fungi; Ascomycota; Sordariomycetes; Xylariales; Hypoxylaceae
Exons: 2
Coding region: 672-3545 (957 amino acids)
Source: RefSeq, a predicted model, not a curated record
GAAACUUGUCGACGAAACAUUCUUCGCUAUGAUUUAGAAACCCCAUAAUAGUCAGACCCGAUAUGGAUACUGGUCCCUUGUGUCCCCCUGUCAUCUUAUUAUAAUUUUCCUGUCAAAUAAGUUGAUCCUUUCGGCAAUCUGCCACAUUUGAUCAGUCUUUUUGAUUUACUUAAUCCCUUUUUAUCAUAAUAUCGUCUUCGCGCAUUCAGUGGAUGAUCAGUGGAUAAUCACCGGCGCCAAUGAAGUUGUCAAUGCUUCUUAAUCGGCAACACUUAUACAUAUUAUCAUGAUGAGCUGAAUGAGCAAAAGAAAAUAUUAGAAAAGAAGCUAGUUUAUAACCUAGGAUCUAGCGCUAUUAUUUUUUACUAAGAACAUACGUGUGUCUACCGACUAUCUCACGCGCCGUCGACUACCGCGUCGUCAUCUUCAUCUGGAAAAAUAUCAAGAUUCUCACUCGGGUAUUACGCUUAAGCUUAUUUAAGAUACGGUCUGUUUUUUAUCUUGCCCAGGUGCGCGCACCUUGCCGGGAACCGUCGCUAUCUAUCUUAUGGACCGGAGACUGAACUAGCGGUUACGAAGCACGGUUCACUUUUUCGUCGUGUGCCCAUUGCUACCGUACCGAUAUCUUUAGGCGGCUUGGGUUCCACAGACCCCUGGUAUUAUAACAAGCGAUGUCGACAGGGUCCGAGACGGUCACCGUGCCGGCCACCCUUUCGCCGCCCAAUUUCUUCUCUCCUGUUAAAUUUCCCGUCGAGCCUAGACAUAAUUCGCGAACUCAAAGUCUGAAAGAUAGAAGCUACUCCAUGACAACAAACACGGCUGCCAAAAUGAGUACCCAACAUGGCAAUCGAGAUAGCGGCGGCAGCCAACAACAAGGUGCCCAAUCUAGUAGCACUAUUGCCCGGUCCAUGUCUCGCUACCGUAGACGGGUAGGUAGCGUUGCUGUCAACCUCGAUACUACCCAGAAAAUUAAUUCCGAUCCACCACACCCAUGGGAACUUCCGAAUCGACCCCCUGUGCCAACUAUUCCAAGUCAGUUAAGGACCGCCAGCAUGACACAAAAGGAGACUGAUGCCCCCGCCGCCGAGUCCAAUUCUUCUCCGCGAAGCCAACCGCGCCAUAGCGACUCCACGCAAAGGCACACGUCUCGUCGAAGCAUGGCGGACCAUUACCACCAAAGCCGACCUAGUACCGCGAAAAGCACGAAGAGCGCGAAGAGUGAGGAGAGCGCCUGGAAGAGGCUAGCUAGCCGAGAUGGGCGCCGGAGGAGGCUAAAUAGUGAAGAAGAAGAUGAAGCAGCGAAGCGAGAAAUCGCUCGUUUAGAGGCCGAGAAUCAUCGGCUGCUAAUCGAGCAGAAGAAGAAGGACCUCGCGAGGUUGGAGGUGGAAUUGGCGAACAAUAAUAGGACGUCAACUCAGUCGCAGCCGUUAAAACCGAAGAGUCCCGUAAUUGAAAAGUUUGUUAUGUUGACUAAAGGGCGGAGGAACAAGGAUGGGUUGUCUCCAGGACUCUCUCCUACGUCAUCGAAUAUAAGUAUCGAGCCCGCGAAAGCCUCCUCGGCCUAUAUCGAACCUGGAGGCAGAGGUGUCGUGCCUCAGACAGAUGCGCCGCACUCUGCGAUCAAUGCUGGGGACCGAAACGUCGCGGUACGCUACAAGCAACAUACUCUAAGCUUGGAAGUAACGCCCGAGACGACAGCAGACGACAUAAUCAUAGAGAUAUCUAAGUCGAUGAGUUCCAACGAAAUUGGCCCAGAAAAUUGUGUUGUGGUGGAAACAUACGGCAUAUUGGGUCUCGAGCGUCGCCUAAGGCGCUACGAAGCUAUCCGGGACGUCAUGAAUUCUUGGGACCGGGAUACUCAAAACCAAUUGGUAGUCAGGAUAUCUGAUUCCGAAGAAGAGAAUUGGGAGCUUGACAUCAAAUCAGUUCCGAGCCGUCGCGAACCAUCCCAGGGGUUUCAAUUGUAUAUGUACCACUCGAAUCGUCCGGGGAAGUGGAAUAAGAGAUGGAUCACCCUUCUUGACAAUGGACAGCUCCUCUCUGCAAAGAAGCCGAAUGCCAAUUCGACGGACAAAGAUACAACAGGUCUCUGCCACUUAUCCGACUACGACAUCUAUACACCCACAGAGUCACAGAUGCGAAGGAAUAUCAAACCACCAAAGCGAUACUGCUUUGCAGUAAAGAGUCAGCAGAAGACGACUGUUUUUAUGAAUACCGAGAAUUAUGUCCAAUAUUUCAGCACGGAGGACCCGAAGAUCGCAGCCCAAUUCAGAGAAAAGGUUCACGGUUGGCGCAGUUGGUACCUUGUAGAUCGUAGACCAGUAGCCCCGAAAGUAUCGAGGAAAAUCUCUAUUAGGAAGACCGACGACAAGCCGCCCCAAAUUACACUACCCGCAAUCAGCCAUGCGCCGAAGAAGUCGGAAAAUGUUGCUUCGAUGAAUGGACACCGCCUCCGAGUGUCGGUCGAUGAGACUCCGUAUUCAAUCGGCAAGUUCGAACCGCUUCUUGAUAUGAAGCGCUUCGAUAAGCGACUUUCGCAAUUUGGACAGGAUUUCUUACCUCCUGUACCAAACGUAUCGACCAUGCCGAAGGAAAUCCCGGCGCAUCAUCUUAAUUCUGCUCCCAAAGAAGAAAAGCGCGAGCGAAAGUUGAUAGAUCGCAUUCACUCAACUGCCGAUGAUGGUUUCACCGGCAAUGGCUUGCUUGGUGAAGGGUAUGAGGAACGUAAGGCCCACGCCGAGACAGAUAGACCGGAUCGAGGACGGCAAAGAUCCAGAGACGAUGGGUUUACCGAAGGACCUUCACUUUUGAACAGGAAAUCGGAGCCGGAAACAUCGGGCCACAAGCCCGAGUCACCCUCUUGGUUCCCGUCAGCCCUUGAACACUCCGCAAGAAAGCGCAGCGCUGGUCCUCCUUCAAAUCGCCCCAGCACCUCUGCAGGUGUCAUGCAUCACAACCACUCACACGCACGCAGACCAUCCCUUAACUCAUCAUCCCGGCCUCCUCCUCUUCCUCUUAGUGGCAAGCCUCUUCUACACGAACAUCCGAGUCCCCUCACCUCGCAACCGACCGGACUUUCGCAUUCGAAUCGUCGCGAAAAACCGAAGCCUCUUGUUAACCUAGAGCCAACUUUCAAGGAAGCACCGCAAUGGGCCAAAGGGAAGCAAGGUCAUGGCGUUAAAGCGCCAGAGGGCAUGAUGCACUUAGUUGAUCUCAUCACUGUUCCAAACGAAUCGAAUGAGAAUAGGCCAGACCUACCACCUCGAAGCGUCCUACGCCGUCCUCCGAACACCGCACCUCUCCCGGGUCUGGCCCGAACAAGGAGUAAAACCCAGGGAGCUCCAGCUCCAAGGUUAUCGGCAACAGAUGUGCCACCCGUCCCGUCUUUACCUGGGCAUAUCGGAAACCGGGAACCACUAAGGUCUCACCCAACCCCACGAAGCAGAGAGCGGGAACGGGAAAGGGACAGGCCGAGGGAGAAAGAACGCGACUACAAUGCGCAUAACUCAGUGCCCGGCAGAGCGGGUACGCUUAAGGUAGUAUAAGCUAUUUACUAAGCAUUUAAUCGUUAAUGCUAUUUAAAACUUCACUCGUUUAUUUAUUUUGUCAUUGGGAAUGUCUAUCAUUUAUAUAUAUUUUUUAAUAUCCUUUAUCUAUACCAACGUCAUCUCUGGCGGAAGCACUGGAGUUCUGGGAAAUGCGGACGGACGCAUAAUCGACGAGACCGAGCGAGCGAACACGAUAUGCAUAGCACGGAAAGCGAAGUUGGGGAAUGCGAGAGGCGCAUGUUAUUUUCGGAUGCUUUUAGGCGGACGGGUGCGCAUGGAGUCAGAUGCAUGUAUCAUGGGAUAUGGAUGUCUGCAUAUAGUAUGUUUUUUGGCAUGAUCUGUAUUUGUCGGACGAUGGAUGUCUUGACUACUGCUUUAUUUAUAUGGCCGAUGUGCUUAGAUAUAUACCUACCUACUUACCAAGGUACCUACUUAGUAUACCUUGUAAUAAUAAUAUCGAAUUAAGACUG